AUGAAAGAAUCAGAUCGGGUUCAGCCAACCUUCAAGUUACUCUGUUACUCGCUAAGUGUUGCAUCUGUGUUCACAAAUGUUGUUUUUGCUAUAUCUUGUGACCGCAAGAGCAAUCAAGAGGAAGCGAGAGGAAGCAAAAGGAAGCAUAAGAAAACAAGAGCAAGUAAGAGCAAGCAAGAUCAAGCAAGAUCAAGCAAGAUCAAGCAAGAGCAAGCAAGAGCAACAAGAGCAAGCGAGAGCAAGCGAGGGCAAGCGAGGGCAAGCGAGGGCAAGCGAGGGCAAGCGAGGGCAAGCGAGUGCAAGCGAGGGCAAGCGAGGGCAAGCGAGGGCAGGCGAGGGCAGGCGAGGGCAGGCGAGGGCAGGCGAGGGCAGGCGAGGGCAGGCGAGAGCAAGCGAGAGCAAGCAAGAGCAAGCGAGAGCAAGCGAGAGCAAGCGAGAGCGAGCGAGAAGAAGCGAGAAGCAAGAGCAAGCGAGAGCAAGCGAGAGCAAGCGAGAGCAAGCGAGAGCAAGCGAGGGCAAGCGAGGGCAAGCGAGGGCAAGCGAGAGCAAGCGAGAGCAAGCAAGCACUCUCCGCUCCUUUCUAAUAAUAGCCUGACCUCUCUCACAAGCGAGAGCAAGCGAGGGCAAGCGAGGGCAAGCGAGGGCAAGCGAGAGCAAGCAAGGGCAAGCGAGGGCAAGCGAGGGCAAGCGAGGGCAAGCGAGGGCAAGCGAGGGCAGGCGAGGGCAAGCGAGGGCAAGCGAGCACUCUCCGCUCCUUUCUAA
Messenger RNA from Penaeus monodon (black tiger shrimp), 762 nucleotides. Its product is annotated as ribosome-binding protein 1-like. The transcript has 4 exons. The coding region runs from base 1 to 762 and encodes 253 amino acids. The record is from RefSeq and is a predicted model, not a curated record. NCBI's taxonomy places the organism in Eukaryota, Metazoa, Arthropoda, Malacostraca, Decapoda, Penaeidae.